AAUAUAUUUUCCGAUUUCCUUCGUUUAUUUAUGACAUUGCGUUCAGUGGACGAAACGAUUUGUUUGGUGUUCAACUGGAGUAUCGUAUACUGGUUGGUUUGUGAUAACACGAUGAGGAAAUCAAAGGGAUUUUUAAAUUUUGGUGCUGUGUUCUUGAUUGCAUUUAUUGCUGCGUUUGUGGGCUCUUGUUAUGGCGAUCUGAGCUAUUCCGUGCCUGAAGAAAUGAAGAAAGGGACGGUGUUUGGAAAUAUAGCAAAGGAUCUUGGUCUCGGUGUUAAAGCACUGUCAGAUCGUAAGGCUCGGAUUGACAUGGAAAGUGAAGACAAACGUUUUUGCGAUCUUCAGGGAGGAGAACUGGUUAUUACAGAAAGAAUAGACCGCGAGGAGCUUUGUGGGUCAAAGCCAUCAUGUCCGUUAAAUUACGAAUUAGUUUUGGAGAACCCUUUGGAAUUGCAUCGCAUUACACUGCAGAUUGAGGAUAUAAAUGACAACCCACCUCGCUUUCCAGAGAGUGAAAUUAAAUUCGAAAUCAGGGAAUCUGCCGAUAAAGGCGCACGUUUCCCUUUGGACGAGGCGCACGAUUCGGAUGUGGGGCGAAACGGAAUUCAAAGCUAUUCACUGCAGGAGAACGAUUAUUUUACCUUAUCUGUGCAUUCUAAUUCAGAUGUUGGGAAAUAUUGUGAAUUAGUUUUAGAAAAGGAGCUUGAUCGUGAACAGAAGCAAGAAGUGACAUUGUUGCUUACGGCUACAGACGGAGGCACUCCACUAAGAUCUGGUACUGCAGUCAUACGUGUUAUUGUUCUUGAUGCAAACGAUAAUCUUCCAGUAUUCAGCCAAGCCGUUUACAAAGUAAGUCUGGCUGAAAAUACCCCAGUAGGCACUGUGGUUGUGACUGUGAGUGCCACAGACGCAGAUGAAGGAGCAAAUGGGGAGGUCACUUAUGCCUUUAGUCGCAUAUCUGAUAAAGCAGCAAGACUCUUCUCUGUUGAUGAAGUGACUGGAGAGAUCAAAGUGAUUGGAACAAUAGACUAUGAGGAUAAAUAUGAGUAUGAAUUAAGAAUUCAGGCAAAAGAUGGUGCGGGACUCGCUUCUCAUGCAAAGGUUGACAUUGAUAUCACAGAUGUUAAUGACAAUGCACCUGUGAUAUCUAUUAAAUCACUUAAUGUGCCAAUUCCUGAAAAUGUAGCCCCAGGCACAGAAGUCGGUGUCAUAAAUGUUCAGGAUAAAGAUACAGGGAGAAAUAAACAGAUGCGCUGCUCCAUUCAGCAGAAUGUUCCAUUUAAAUUAAAUCCAUCUAUUAAAAACUAUUACACACUGGUUACUACAGCUGAACUGGACCGUGAGCUUGUAGGUGAUUAUAACAUAACAAUUACAGCUACUGAUGAAGGGUCUCCACCAUUGUCUGCUUCUAAAACGAUACAUCUGUCUGUGUCUGAUAUAAAUGAUAACCCACCUGUAUUUGGGGAGCAGUCCUACAGCACAUAUGUGACUGAGAAUAACAAGCCUGGCUCCUCUGUCUGUUCUGUUACUGCGAGAGACCCAGACUGGAGACAGAAUGGCACAGUGUUCUACUCUCUGUUGCCCAGUGAGGUCAAUGGUGUUCCGGUCUCCUCAUAUUUAUCCAUUAAUGGAGACACAGGGGUGAUCCAUGCUGUGAGGCCCUUUGACUAUGAGCAGUUCAGAAGCUUCAAAGUUCAGGUUGUAGCCAGAGACAAUGGUUCUCCUCCACUCAGCAGCAACGUGACUGUGAGUGUGUUCAUAACAGAUGAGAAUGAUAACUCUCCUCAGAUAUUAUACCCUACUCCAGAAGGAAACUCCUUCAUGACUGAGAUGGUUCCUAAAGCUGCUCUUUCUGGCUCGCUGGUCUCCAAAGUGAUCGCUGUUGAUGCUGACUCUGGACAGAACGCGUGGCUGUCAUAUCAGAUCGUCAAGUCGGCUGAUCCGGGACUUUUCACUAUUGGUCUCCACAGUGGAGAGAUCAGGGCUCAGAGGGACAUUUCUGAAUCUGACAGCAUGAAGCAGAACCUUGUGAUCUCAGUGAAAGAUAACGGACAGCCCUCUCUCUCUACAUCCUGUGCCGUAUAUUUACUCAUCUCUGAUAACUUGGCUGAAGUUCCUGAACUGAAAGACAUGUCUUAUGAGGAGAGCAAUUCUAAACUCACAUCUUAUCUGAUCAUUGCUCUGGUGUCUGUUUCUACCUUCUUCCUCACUUUCAUCAUCCUGAUCAUUGCUGUGAGGUUGUGUCAUAGGAGAAAGCCCAGGCUGUUGUUUGAUGGAGCAGUAGCCAUCCCCAGUGCAUAUUUACCUCCCAACUAUGCAGAUGUUGAUGGAACUGGAACUCUCCGCAGCACUUACAACUAUGACGCCUAUAUGACCACAGGGUCACGUACGAGUGACUUCAAGUUUGUUACAUCCUACAAUGACAACACGCUGCCUUCUGGCACCACUCUGAAGAGGAGCCCAGUGGACAACAGUGACUGUCUUAACUUCACUUCACUUGACUUCAUUGAGAAUGGAUCAAAAUGCUCCACCCUGGUAAAUCAUUUAAAUCUUUACUUGUUGGAAUGUGUUUCAUAAUUACAGGUUUUGGUUUAAUGAUGUGGUCAAAUUCUAUGAACCUAAAAUAAGGCAAUAUUUUAACUUUUCUGUUCAUCCAAACACCUCCCAUUACAUUCAAACACCUGCUGAAUUUCCAAACUUGCUUUCCCUUGAUUAGAAUGAGCUGAUUGUAUAUUCUGUUGGUUAUCCUGUGAAUGGUAUUCUUUGCAUUUUCAGAAUGCGAACUGUCGAUCACAGAUUUUUUAUGACUUUUUAUGCUAAGUAUACUGUUCAUUACUUUUGUCUGAUCUCUGACAUUCAGUACCACAGAUAUUGCCUUAGAUACUUUUGGUUAGUGGGUUGAUAUGUGAUUUGUUGUUAUAAGCUUUGUUGAUGUUGGUUAAAUGGGUAUGGAGAAAUUGUAUCAGUUGUACCUUAGCCUAUUGAUUAUUUAUUUACUUAUUCAGAGAGAACAUUUAUGUUUCAAAACUCUUCCUAAUAUCAGACAUUAGUGAAAGAAUAUAAAAUGGUCCCUAAUACUCUUUCUGGCUCGCUGGUCUCCAAAGUGAUCGCUGUUGAUGCUGACUGGACAGAACACUUGGCUGUCAUAUCCUGAUUGUUUCGCUGAGGAUUUGUCAGAGAUGAAAUCCCAGACUUGUUUGAUGGAGCAGUAGCCAUUCCCAGUGCAUAUUUACCUCCCAACUAUGCAGACGUUGAUGGAACUGGAACUCUCCGCAGUACUUACAACUAUGACGCCUAUAUGACUACAGGCUCCCUUACAAGUGAUUUUAAAUUUGUUACAUCAUACAGUGACAACUUCUGACACAACUCUGAAAUAGAGCCCAGUUGACAACAGUCACUAUCCUGACUUUAUUGGCAAUAGAUCUGUCCUCCACUCUGGUAAAUCAAUUUUAAGAUAAUUAUUGACUUGCGUAUCUUUGAUGAUUCUGAUGGUCUUAUACUACAUUUCCAUGAUUUUGUUGGACUGCAUUUCCAUAGAAAAAUCAGCUACAAUGUUUACAUUUUUGCUUUUUGUGAAGAAUAUCUCUAUGCAUUUGGGGAUGUAAAAGUAUAGAUGUAGUAGAAGUAACUGUGUUCUUAGAUCUACAUAACGUGUCUGUUUUUAUUGUAAUUAAUACAUUCGUCAUCAUUGCGAAGGUUGUUUGAAUACAGCAGUACUUUGUUCCUUUGGCCCACAUUUGCGUUUCCAUUUCCAUAGCCAUAUUAUGGCAUUCAAAUAAGGUUUCAUAUAUUCGUAGUUUGUAUGUGUUUUAUUUUCAAUACAUGUUGAAAUUCAUGGGUGGUGCGUUAAAUAGAUUUGGUCACUAUGGAAUGUACAUGCAUAGCGCUUUUUGACUGAUUGAGCGCAGUGUUUAAA
Clupea harengus (Atlantic herring) is the source of this 3916-nucleotide messenger RNA. Its product is annotated as protocadherin beta-15-like. NCBI's taxonomy places the organism in Eukaryota, Metazoa, Chordata, Actinopteri, Clupeiformes, Clupeidae. The transcript has a single exon. The coding region runs from base 31 to 2577 and encodes 848 amino acids. The record is from RefSeq and is a predicted model, not a curated record.